This is a messenger RNA of Lentinula edodes (shiitake mushroom), 958 nucleotides long. RefSeq lists its product as uncharacterized. The transcript is spliced from 3 exons. The record is from RefSeq and is a predicted model, not a curated record. Bases 83 to 844 code for a protein of 253 amino acids. Lineage: Eukaryota; Fungi; Basidiomycota; Agaricomycetes; Agaricales; Omphalotaceae. Gene Ontology annotation, molecular function: protein binding.
UAGUUUCCAACACGCACUUAGCACUGACCACCUUCCACAUUCAUUGAUUGCACAACUCCUUUAAGCUCAAAGAUAUACGGAUAUGACUAGUGCUUUGAACCAAUUUCCGCCUGAGCUACUUACUCGAAUAUUUGCCAUUUAUCCUCCACAAACCAUUCAAUUACCUCUUAACUACACUCAAGUUUGCUCGCGUUGGAGAUCUGUUGCAUAUUCAUCGCCCGAACUCUGGACAGCGUUAGUCAUCGAGUAUCCUCCAGCCCUCGAAACUGAUUCGGACGCGGCUUAUUUCGAGGCGGCGCUGGCAAGCUGGGUGCUCCGCUGCUCCGAUUUGAGCAUGGAUCUCUCAUUUCUUGGACGGUACUUCCGGAACACCUGGGAUCGGCCUUCACAAUUCCAGAUAACUGUGUAUGUAACGAUAUGCAACAAACUAUUGGUUGAUUUUUCGAAAAAAUGGAGACGAUUGAAAGCUCCAUAUUUCUGGAGCACUCACUUUUUUCCUUCCAGCUUAAAACAGUUCGCAGCUCUUGAAGAAUUAGAGCUUGGUGUAGGGAACUGCUCACCACCAAAGAUUCUACGUUUCCACUGCAUAAAAGAUUUCAUUCCUGAAACAGUCAGAGACCUCACAGUGACAUCGGCUUCUGGUCCAAUCAGUGGAGAUUUUGCGAUAGAAUUUUUGCAGCCCAAACGGUUGCAGCACCUUACGCAUAUGGAUAUGUCCCAAUUUGGCUGGACUACACCCCAUGUUUUACCUUCCAUCACCUUACCUCGAUUACAAGAGCUUACACUUGGUGGGCCAUCACUGCUUUGGGGGACAUUCUUGGAGUGUUCACACUCCCUUCACUGAGGAAACUGUCCUUAUCAAUAUCGAGGUUCGAUGGCGACGGCGAACAUGGCCCCGUGGUCGGUCCUGCACUCAUUGCUUUACUGAAGAGGUCUUAUCAUGACCAGUGCGGUCUUG